Molecule: messenger RNA, 681 nt
Organism: Ogataea philodendri
Lineage: Eukaryota; Fungi; Ascomycota; Pichiomycetes; Pichiales; Pichiaceae
Exons: 1
Coding region: 1-681 (226 amino acids)
Source: RefSeq, a predicted model, not a curated record
AUGGUGGCAGGUAUGAGAACCAUUGGGAUUCUGAACGCUGGGAAGUUGGCUCUGGCUUUCUCCAGCUGGUUGAGAGAAACAAACGCUUCAAAACCACCCACCAAGACCAGCCCGUCAAACUUGUACUUGCUGAACUCGUAUGCAAUGGUUCCCAGGUCUGCCUCCUCGGGGGUCUUUCUGUUGGUUCCAAUUUCUGAUCCUCCGAUAGAAGUCCAUCCUUCCACGCCGAGCCAGUCCAGCGUUCGCACGGCAUCGUGUCUCGCGAGUCCAGUGAACCCGUUAUGUAUAGCAUAUGGAGUGUGGCCGCGCGAGAAACAGUACGUGGCAAACGAGUACACGGCCGAGUUCAUUCCUCCUGCUGGCGCACCCACGUUGAUGAUUGCAAUCUUCUUGCGUUGCUCAACAGGGAGAGAAGGCUCGCGGAAGUCUGCGGUAUUCAUGGCCAUGAAGUUGUGCAGAUGUUCCACGAACUCGGAGUCACGAAGAGAAAUGGCUUUGGCAAAAUCCUUGCUACGGAUAGCCUCGGCCACCGACUUGGUGAGCUUCACUGCCUCCACCAAUGGCUUUCUCACAAUCUUGUUCUCAAUGAUGGAGAUCAUUGGCGAAGGAAUCUCUGGAGUUCCUUCCAAAACCGCAUCCACAGCAGCGACUCCCUGCAUGGUGGCAAGGAUUCUGUCGUAG